AUGUCGACCUUGGAGUACAUGAAAUACGCCCUUAUUCGCACCAUCGUAAACACCAGGCUCUACAUAUUGCGCUCCUCCUAUCUAUCUCCCGCGACCCAGCCCGACUUCACCAAAACCUACCCAUGUCGUCCAGAUCUGUUCCCUUGCCGUGUCUUCGUACCUCGCGACCACAACGGUAACCUCCCGCUCGUCAUCCGCGCCCAUGGCGGCGGCUUCGUUGUCAAUAACCCAGCAGCCGAUGACCCAUUAGCUCGCCAUCUAGCCGAUACUGCGCAGUGUGUGGUCGUCAGCAUAGACUACAGCAAAUCCCCGCAGAACAAGUUCCCCACCGCUUUCGAGGACGUUAUUGCGCAGUCGCUUGCGGUGAUCGAGGAUCCUGAAUUACCCAUUGACAGAAACAGAGUUGUGCUAUGUGGCCACUCUGCUGGGGGAAACCUUGUGCUCGCUGCAGCCCAGGACUCACGGCUUCGCUCCAAGGUGAUGGGUAUAGCAACCAUCUACCCAGCCACCGAUUGGGUGCCGGACGGCAAGACCAAGAUGGCGAAGCGGCCUGACCCAUCGAUUCCUGAUUUCAUCGGUGAUGGUCAUGACGGUAUAAUGCAGUUGUAUUUUGACCCGGAAAACAAGCCUUCUCUUACCGAUCCGCGAGUGAGCCCAACGUAUUUCGAGAGCCGGGAAAGUCUGCCACCGCAUGUGUUGCUUGUUGGAGCCGAGCACGACAUGUUCUGCCACGAAGAUCAAGCGAUGGCUGAAAAGCUUGCGGGCGAUCAGGUCAAGAAUAAGACUGAAGACGGUUGGCGAGCCGAGGGUGUGGAAUGGUUGAAGGUGUACGGCCAACCACAUGCCUUUGAAAUGUUUCCGGUCGAAGAUGUCGAGAAAGAGAAGGCAAGGGUGGAAGCGGUGGACAAGCUGAACGGACACAUUUCAAGAUGGCUUGUCGAAGUUUUCUCUAAUUCAUGA
Molecule: messenger RNA, 960 nt
Organism: Didymosphaeria variabile
Lineage: Eukaryota; Fungi; Ascomycota; Dothideomycetes; Pleosporales; Didymosphaeriaceae
Exons: 1
Coding region: 1-960 (319 amino acids)
Molecular function (GO): hydrolase activity
Source: RefSeq, a predicted model, not a curated record